Eutrema salsugineum is the source of this 2110-nucleotide messenger RNA. RefSeq names its product CTL-like protein DDB_G0288717. Gene Ontology annotation, cellular component: membrane. Gene Ontology annotation, molecular function: transmembrane transporter activity. Gene Ontology annotation, biological process: transmembrane transport. The transcript is spliced from 3 exons. Bases 238 to 1902 code for a protein of 554 amino acids. NCBI's taxonomy places the organism in Eukaryota, Viridiplantae, Streptophyta, Magnoliopsida, Brassicales, Brassicaceae. The record is from RefSeq and is a predicted model, not a curated record.
CAUUUUAGUUUUAAAUCAACGAAUCUUAUACUAAUUGAGACAGAGUGAGUACUUUGGUUGUGGUGGCGAUCGUUAUCGAUCAUCUUCCCUUCGCCGCUUGGGCGGUGGUCGUCGUCACUAAUUAUUAGUGAUUAAUGCAAAUUCGAGUCUCGUCGUCUUCUGCUUCUCCUACCUUCUUCACUUUUUAGCUCAACUCCAGAGGCGGGGCUCUCUCUCUCUCUCUUUCUUUGGUCGACCAUGGCGGCGGACGACGGCGACCCCACCAAAUUCGGUGCGAUCUAUGACUCAUCCUCUCCCUCGCACCCUCUUCUCUCAAAACCCUCCACGUCCGCUCUCGAUUCUCCGCGUCCAUGUGAUCCUGAAUCUGACCCGACCCAGUUUCUUCAGAUCUCCUUCAACUUUGGCCCCAGACCUUUCAAAGACAUCCCUUUCCUUCUUCUCUUCGAUCUCUUCGUCUUCUCCACUUUCGCUUUCGGUAUCUUCUCCAUCUUCCAUAGGAAUACUGAUUACGGCAGCUCCUCUUCCUUCUCCUACGAUCUCGCCUCUAGCUCUUGCGUCAAAAACUCCACCUUCAAUAGAGUUUCCAAUAGCUAUGGGGCUUCUUCGAGUGUCAUGUACGCCAUGCUUCCUUCGUCUGAUUCAGUCUUUGACAAAGAUUUGAUCUGGACCCUUGUUGUGACGCUACUUUUAAGCGCGCCCUUGUGUUUUGUCCUCCUCCUUUUGCUCAAACACUACACCAAGCAGAUAGUUUAUGCUUGUUUGCCUCUCUUUGUCGUAUUUCCCAUCUUUUUCAAUCUCUAUUGGUUCGUCGCUUGUACUCUUAGCUCUUCUUGUAGUGAUGCCCUCCCUCUGGCUUACAGAAUCCUUGUCCUAGUCUUCGUUUUCUUGAUCAUCGGGAUUAUUGUCUGGAUCAUAGUAGCUAAUUGGCACAGAAUCGAGCUCACCAUCCAAAUCAUCGGUGUUGCAUCAGAUGCCUUGUCCAAAAACUUGAAGCUUUUUCUUGUGUUGCCCUUGCUGACCCUCGGCUUAGUGGUCUACUAUGCGCCGAUUGUGGUGUUCUUGGUGUUUGCAAGGUUCAAUGGGAAGUUCGUGCCGAGGGAGCUGGACGGUGAAUACUUUUGUGAGUGGAAAGAAGAUUCUUGGGUUCCUGCCUAUUUCGCGCUUGCCAUUUUAACUAUGCUCUGGUCUCUUGCUGUAAUGGUGGAAAUGCAAGUGUAUGUGAUAAGUGGAGCUAUUGCUCAGUGGUAUUUCUCCAAGGAAGACAUAAUUCCUAAAAAAUGCAUCCGGAGUUCUUUGAGGAACGCCUUUGGCCAAUCCUUCGGUACAAUAUGUCUCUCAGGAACUCUCAUCUGCGUUGUUCGUGUUGUCCGGGCCAUUGUGGACAAUGCAAGAGAAGAGAAUCCACAAGGCAUAUUGAGCUUGGUUCUCCGUUGCUGCGCAAACGCCUUACUUGGAGCUCUUGACUAUCUCAACAAGUUUACCAUCAACUUUGCUGCAAUAACAGGCGAAGCCUAUUGCACAUCUGCCAAAAUGACUUACGAACUCUUAAGACGCAACCUUCUCUCAGCUGUUUUUGUCGAAACAGUUUCUACCCGAAUCCUAACCGGUAUUGUCUUUGUCCUCUCAGCCGCAUAUGCAGUCGCGACAUGGGCUGUUCUGAAAGGAGUGAGCAACUUGGGUGUAGAUUCGUACCUGGUGGCUAUUCUCGCGUGGCUCUUACUGAUUGUGAUCUUGGCUUUCUUUGUACAUGUUCUUGACAAUGUGAUCGACACAAUUUAUGUAUGUUACGCCAUUGAUCGAGACAAAGGAGAUGUUUGUAAGCAGGAAGUUCACGAGGUCUAUGUCCACUUGCCUAUUAGCAGAAGCACUAGAUCUUCUCUCAUCCCAAAUGCUCUUUCUUAAUGCAUAGAAGAAGAUGUCCCCAGUGUCUCUGCUUGUUGUAUCCGUUUUUGUCUUUUAUUUUUGUUCGACAUUAGUUUUUCACCAUUGUAAAUUCCUGAGUAAGUGAAUCUGGUGAACGGUCGUUUGUCUCUUGGGGUUUAUAUUGACGUUUUGUAAGGUGUCUGUUUUUUUCUCUCUAUAAAGGUAACAGAACGCCCCUUUUUUGUAA